This is a messenger RNA of Saxophila tyrrhenica, 237 nucleotides long. RefSeq lists its product as uncharacterized. Lineage: Eukaryota; Fungi; Ascomycota; Dothideomycetes; Mycosphaerellales; Extremaceae. The record is from RefSeq and is a predicted model, not a curated record. Gene Ontology annotation, biological process: proton motive force-driven ATP synthesis. The transcript is spliced from 3 exons. The coding region runs from base 1 to 237 and encodes 78 amino acids.
AUGGUCGUCUACUACCAGAUCGCCGGUCAGAAAAUCGGCUCGCAUUGGCUCUCGAUCGCGACCCUCUCGACGAUGUUUAUCGGCAGCUGGGCAAGCAUGGGUGGCAGCAAGAAGGAGGCGCCCAAGGCACCCCCGAUCAAUGCGAAGGAUCAGGAUGAGGAGAAGUUCAUACAAGAGUUCAUCAAGGCGGCAGAGCAAGAAUCCGGCGAGGGAGCCAAGCACCGGGAAGGACAUUGA